AUGCCUUCAUCUGAAAUAUUUGUUGGAAAUUUAAAUAGAGAUGUUUCAAAAAGAGAUCUUGAAGAUAUUUUUGAACAUUAUGGACGUUUGAUUCGUUGUGAAUUGAAACAAGGAGCAUCAAGACUUAUGUGUCAAGGUCAUUUUGAUUUUUGUGCAGCGAUAAAAGGUGAAAAUGGUCGAGAUCAUCAAGGAAAAGCAAUUAUUGUCGAAUGGGCACGCAGUUCUCGAAGAGGACCACCAACGGGUUCAAAUAAUUUUCGUCGUGGUGGUGGAGGAGGAGGUGGUGGUAGAGAUCUGACUUGUUUCAAUUGCGGCAGAACUGGACACAUCUCUAGAAAUUGUCGCUCAUCAAGACAAGGUGAUCGUGGAUACAAUGGUGGAGAAGAUCGUGACCGUGAGAGAGGCGAUAGAGGAGAUAGAGAUAGAGGAGAUAGAGGAGGAGAUCGAAAUGGUUCUAGUCGUCCUUCGCCACGUGGUGGUUAUGAAAAGCGUCGUCGAUCGAAUUCUGGUUCUCCUGAGAAACGAACUCGUCGUUCACGUUCUCGUUCACGAAGUCGUUCUGGUUCACGUUAA
Molecule: messenger RNA, 573 nt
Organism: Didymodactylos carnosus
Lineage: Eukaryota; Metazoa; Rotifera; Eurotatoria; Philodinida; Philodinidae
Source: the annotation of a GenBank genome assembly